This is a messenger RNA of Arctia plantaginis, 1494 nucleotides long. Lineage: Eukaryota; Metazoa; Arthropoda; Insecta; Lepidoptera; Erebidae. The record is from the annotation of a GenBank genome assembly.
AUGAUUCCCAAUAAAAUACGUGAAAGUCGAAGAGUGAAAGCAUUGAAGUUACCAAAAAAUCUAGAACGCUUAUAUAAAAAAGGAAAAUGUCGCGAGUGUGCAGUGGUAGUGACCAGAAUGGACUUUGCCAAGAUCUUAGGUAAAUUUACUAAAGUAAAGAUUCAAUAUGAGAGCAGCAAAACCCCAAAAACGAAACAAAAUUCAGAAGUCACUUCGCCUAAUACAAAUGCCAGAUUAAAAAGCAAUGAAAAUGGAAUGAUACUUAUUCACAGAAAUGCAAAAAGUCAACAACCUGUAAAGGAGGUAACAGCUUCUAAAAAGACAAAAACUGAGUCUCCUCGUGUUACCCAUAACAUUUUAAAGGAAAAUAAUAGAUUAAAAAAGGUAACUGCCUCAACCACAUUAAUGAAAGACAAAAAUUCUUAUUAUGAUGACAAGAAAAAGAUGACUGCCUCAACUCAGAAACAAUAUGUUGUUGUAUUUGAGGAUCCUGUUCCCCAUAGCAAUAAUAACAAAGAUGUGAAUAGCAAAGUUUCAUUAUCUGACUUAUUGUCUCAAAUAAAUGAUAGCAUACUUCCUUCAAAAGAUUGGUGUAUAGAUUUCUUUCCUAAAAAAGGUGAACCAAAGGAUGAUAAAGUGUAUGAUAGGAUUGCAGCAGAAUUGGAAGAUUUGAUGUACAGUGAAAAACCUACUAAACCUAUUGAAAAAAUGGACACUGCUGAAACCAAAGUGGAUGAUUUUCCUUCCAUAAUGGAUAUUCUUAAUGAUAAUAGUAGUGAUAGUAAAACAAAUGACCAAAGUAGUUCCCUAGACUUUAAAUCUAAUUUAGAAUCUAGUGAUGUUGAAGCGAUGCUCCUUGGUAAGACAAAUUCUUCUAUAAGUACACCCCUGCCUCCCACACCUAUGGAUGUAGAAAAUGCAGAUAUGGGCAAUUUAAUGGAAGAUGUUAAUCAUUUAGCUGUAAUUCCAGACAAUAUUGUAAUGCCCGAGACGCCCACUAAAUUACCUGCUUCUGAUAUAAUUGAAGAAGUUGAGAAUCCUCAAAGUCCCUCUAUACUUGAUGAAACAUUGCAAAAAGGUAUUGAGGAACAUUUGCCAUGCAACACUGACAAGAAAAAUGACGCAUCUCAAGAUAACAAUCUUAAAACAGAUGAAACAAUGAACAAUACAGAUAAGAAAGAAGACACUGAAAUGAAGCCAGUUGAGGCAAAUCUUCAACAGGAAAUUACUGAGUUUAAAGAUGUCAAACCAAAGGAAACAAUAUCUUUGGCAACCAUUGAAGGUAUUACACAUCUUGUAUUCAAAAAGACUAAAGAUGGUGCCUGUUUUAAAAGUGUAACAUGUCCAAAAGAUUUAAAAUAUGACAUUGAAAUUGAUGGCAAAUCUGUUGAAUUUAUUGGUGCACCGAAGGUUAUAUCUAAUCCUGGUGAUUUACAGGUUCUAUUGGAAAUUGUUAAUGAAAGUGAACUAAGUAAUUUGCAUGUGUUACAUUAA